UACAUUUCAACAGCUUUAUUAUAACUAAAGUUGUACAAUGUACAUUACAUUGUACAUUAUCAAGUACAUUAAGAAUUAAAUCAUACAAGAGAAAAGAUGGUAAAAGUGUUGGGGAAAACAACUGAUAUGCAACAGAGGAUAAUUAAAUGGUAAUGUUAUUUCUGCAUUUAUCAACUGAGAACAAAGACACAAUUACAGAGAUGACAAGAUCUGUAGAACAAGUAGUAUUGAAAAUUAUAACAUUUUGUCAGUUGACCCAUUUUAUAGCUUUAUUUGAACAUACAUGCAGCAUAUAUAUAUGACAUAAUUGUAUUAUAGAUUUAUAAUUCAUAUUUUGCUUAUGUAGGCUAUAUGGUAAACUGAAGUAUGCAACAUGUUCUCAUGUUUAUUCUUUGCACGCAUGGCUAGUUCUCUUCAGAUGACGUAACAGCUUAUAAAACACGAAAUCUGUGCACAAAACAAGCUUUUUUCUCUCUCUCUCUCUCUCUCUCUCUCUCUCUCUCUCUCUCUCUCUCGAUAAAUUACAAUUGAAAAACCAACAGCAAAGAAUCCAAAAUGUCCGCCUUAAUAAUGUGCAUUGGUGCGCUCACCUGUGUGCCCUCUGUUCCCCUAACGGGGUCGCGCGGUAUUGCAUGUGCACUCUGUCGCCGCGAGGAGGCGCUCAGACAAAGCAGCACGAGCGGCGGCUGCAGGCCGAAAACAUUGAAAGCAAAUACAGCACAGGCCGCUCUUAGCAAGCGGACCCCCACAAAACACCCACUGACCGGACCGGGCCAUGGCGGCGGAACCGUGCUCGCAAACUGAAGCCGGUGGGCAGCACGCUGUGUUUUUCCUGUCUCUUUGUCUCCAUGAAUACUUUAUGCCCUGUUUUAGCAUUAGCCUUUGAUGCUAAGCUAGGCUAAGCUAACGUCUGGUGUUGUGUGUCUCACUCUCUCUGCAGAGCUGUAUUACCUGAUUGCCAGAUUCUUGCAGUCUGGACCAUGUCAGAAAUCUGCCCAGGUGAGAGUCAGAGUGAGUUUUCAGUGACGAUGUAUUGCGGAAGAGUGUUUUGCGGUGUGUGUAACGCGCGAUGCCUCUGUGUGUUUGUGCAGAUGCUGCUGCGGGAGAUGCACGAAUAUGAGGUGAGUUUUAUCCCUCUUCUUUCUGCCUGACCCGCUAUUUCUCUUCCAAAUCCCAACAUAUGCAUCUCCUCCUCAUCCCGACGCUAAUGGGACAUGCAGAUGCGUGUCUAAAUCCCGUUUGUGAUGUGUUUUCUUCCCGCUAUGUGUGCAGAUCAUCCCGAAGCGCUGGAGCUGGGACGAAAAGCAAUAUAAACGAAGCUUUGAGGAUUGGGUGAGAUUAAAUAAACUCUCACUCACAUGUGAAAUUCAGCGCAAAACUCUCACAGGUGUUGUUAAAUCGGCACAUACCUGCGGAUUACCUCUUGCGUGUGUGUGAGAAGAUCGGCCCAUUAGUAGAUAAAAACAUUCCUCCCAGUGUACCUGGAGUCUGCAGUUUACUGGGUGCUGGACGACAGUCAUUACUGCGGACAGCAAAAAGCACUUCACAUACAGUAUGGAGUGGUUCUACAGUAGCUGCUCUGCACAGGGGACGGCCCCCAGAACCACCUGUUGACUGUGUCAAACCCCCAAAUAUAGUGUCAAUCAUGGGUGCUCGCCAGACAACAGGAGUGGCUCGGUUUGGCCACACCUUCCCCCCAUGCACCUAUCAGCACAUGAAGAUGCAUCGAAGGAUUUUGGGCCAUCUCUCAUCCGUGUACUGUGUGGCAUUUGACCGCACUGGACGGCGUAUUUUUACGGGCUCUGAUGACUGCCUGGUGAAGAUCUGGGCGACGGAUGAUGGGCGUCUCCUGGCCACUCUACGUGGUCACGCUGCAGAGAUUUCGGACAUGACGGUGAACUUCGAAAACACUCUACUCGCUUCUGCCAGCUGUGACAAGAUCAUCCGUGUAUGGUGCCUCCGGACCUGUGCACCUGUGGCUGUAUUACAGGGGCACACAGCCUCCAUCACCUCCAUACAGUUUUCUUCAUCAGCAUUAGGUUCCUCUCGGUAUCUGGCCACCACUGGAGCUGAUGGUAUGGUGUGUUUCUGGAAGUGGAACACACUCAGCAUGAAGUUUGAUGAAAGGCCUGUGAAGUUUAUGGAGCGUUCUCGUCCUGGAGUUCAAAUAUCCUGCUGUUCCUUCAGCUCAGGGGGGAUGUUUCUGGCUACUGGAGGAACGGAUCACAUGAUCAGAGUUUACUACCUCGGCACAGAGACACCUGUGAAGCUUUCUGACCUAGACUCCCAUACGGAUAAAGUUGUAGCUGUGCAGUUCUGCAAUCACACAGACAGUCUCAGGUUUGUGAGUGGCAGUCGGGAUGGUACGGCUCGAAUUUGGCAUUACCAGCAGCAGGAAUGGAAGAGUAUCGUGCUGGACAUGACCACCAGAUUACCAGGGAGCGCUGUGGUAUCAGGUGAUGAUAAAUCGACCAAGCUGGUGGUGACUAUGGUCAUGUGGGACCGCUGUGAUGGUUCUGUCAUCACAGCUGUUUCAAACUGCCUCCUCAAAGUCUGGAACUCGGCAAACGGCCAAUUACUACAUUUGCUGUCGGGUCAUGAUGAUGAGGUGUUUGUUUUGGAAACGCACCCCUUUGACUCACGGAUCUUGUUAUCAGCUGGUCAUGACGGUAACAUCUACAUCUGGGACCUCAGCAAAGGCCACAAGAUCAGAAACUUUUUCAACAUGAUUGAGGGGCAGGGUCAUGGUGCGGUGUUUGACUGUAAAUUUUCUGUUGAUGGGCAGCACUUCGCCUGCACAGACUCUCAUGGCCAUCUGCUCAUCUUUGGCUUUGGGUGCAGCCAACCCUAUGAAAAGAUUCCAGACCAAAUGUUCUUCCAUACAGAUUUCCGGCCAUUGAUCCGGGACUCCAAUAAUUUUGUUCUGGACGAGCAGACACAGCAGGCCCCCCAUCUCAUGCCUCCGCCAUUCCUGGUGGACGUGGAUGGGAACCCCCACCCUCCUCGUUUCCAGAGGCUGGUACCGGGCAGAGAAAACUGCAAAGAGGAGCAGCUUGUGCCACAGCUCGGCUACAUGGCUAAUGGUGACGGGGAAGUGGUCGAGCAGGUGAUUGGCCAACAGACUGCAGAGGAUUCUCAGGAAGAAAGCCCAUUGGAUGAUCUGAUCAGGCAGCUCCAGCACCAGCAAGAUGAGCGAGUCAACCCAGGAAAUCCUGCAGGUGCUGAGGUGGUAGGUGGUCCUUUGUCACCCCCUAACGUCGGGCUGCGGCGUAGCGGGCAGGUGGAGGGCGUGCGGCAGAUGCACAACAAUGCCCCGCGCAGUCAGAUUGCCACUGAGCGAGACUUGCUGGCAUGGAGCCGCCGCGUGGUGGUUAAUGAAGUCCAAUCAGGCAUUUUGAGAGUGAUGGAGGACUGCAGACUAGCUAAAGGAGAGGUGGAACGGUCUUUCUACAACAAAGACAGGAGGAGAAAACCUGCACCCACCACAACAGGAAGUGAACUGGUGAGUGAGCGUGUUCGCACGUUACGGAGGACUCAGCGUAAGUGUCAGCAGCGGAGACAUGCAUAUCAGACCCGCUCAACACAAGACAGAAGAGCGAGCACAAAUAUGCUCUCGUACACACGUGAUGAGGACAGCCUGGUCGAGUCUGACAGCGAUGCAGAGCAGGAGGAUGACCAGAAUGAGAACAGUGAUGCGUCAUCUGAUGGGGAAGCUCAGUGGGAGAAUGACAGCAGUACCAGUGACUCUUCUAGUGAGUAUUCUGAUUGGACAGCAGAUGCAGGAAUCAACCUCCAGCCUCCCAAGCGAACAACCAGAAGGCCGGCAUGCAUCGGUGGGAACAGUAGCUCAGAUGAGGAGGAUGGGGCGGGGCAGGGAGAAGGGGAGGAAGCAAGAAGUAAACGGACUGAUAAGAAAAAGAAACCUAAACAGACACAACAGAGGUCUGUGCCUGCUGGAGAGUUAGAGGAAUGGUUGCCACCUGCUUGGAUCAAGGUGACAAUUCCAAGACGAUCACCCUUUGUACCUCAAAUGGGAGAUGAGUUGAUAUACUUCUAUCAAGGCCAUCAAGCAUAUGUCCGAGCUGUGCGUCGUGCCAAAGCGUACAGCAUCAACCCUCAGAAACAGCCCUGGAACCGCCUGGACCUGAGGGAUCAGGAGUCUGUGAAGGUAGUGGGUAUUAAAUAUGAGGUCGGUCCGCCCACUCUGUGCUGCCUCAAACUGGCCUUCAUGGACCCAACCUCUGGGAAAAUGACCAAUGAAUCCUUCAGCUUGAAGUAUCAUGACAUGCCUGAUGUCAUUGACUUUCUGGUGCUACAGCAAUUUUAUAAUGAGGCCAAAGAACGCAACUGGCAGCCUGGUCAGCGUUUCAGGAGCAUCAUCGAUGAUGCCUGGUGGUUUGGUUUAGUGGAGAGUCAACAACCAUUUCAGCCUGAAUAUCCAGACAGCCUUUUCCAGUGCUAUGCUGUCAGGUGGGAUAACGGAGAGAGAGAGAAGAUGAGUCCAUGGGAUAUGGAGCCUAUACAUGAAGAAGCUCUAGUCCCAGAGGAAGUUGGGGACAGUGUUCCGGUAACAGAGGAUGAGCUUCAGUCCCUGUUGUACACCCCACAGCAGGGAGAGUGGGGGGAACACACACAAGAUGACGAGUCUGAGAGAGUCAUCACCGCCAUAGAUCAGCUACUAACACUCGAUGUGGCAAAGGCGUUCUCCUGUCCUGUAGAUCUGAGAGCAUAUCCGCUAUACUGCACAGUUGUGGCCUAUCCCACUGACCUUGGUACUAUCAGAACACGAUUAGUGCACCGCUUCUACAGGCGGAUCUCAGCACUCAUGUGGGAGGUCCGUUACAUCGAACACAACGCUCGAACUUUUAACGAGCCACAGAGCCCCAUCGUCACAGCAGCCAAAACAGUCACCGACAUCCUACUGCGUUUCAUUAGGGAUCAGAGCUGUACUGAUAUCUUGGAUCUGUACAAUAAGAUGAAGACAGAAUUCAGCAGUGCAGCAGAGGAAGAGGAGAUGGUGGAUGUGGACUCAGACACUCCUGGGACCUCCACUGGUCAGAGGAGGUCCAAUAAUGUGCCACAGAAGCGGGGUGUGUUGCUGGAUAUUAAUGCAUGGCACGGAAAAUGCAAGGAGCUUGCAAGGAGAAUGAUGGCAAGCCCAGACUCUGAGCCGUUCCGUCAACCUGUCGACCUCUUCGUAUAUCCGGAUUAUCGGGACAUUAUAGACACUCCGAUGGAUUUGGGAACAGUCUCUGAGACUUUGCUGGGUGGGAACUACGAGAAUCCCAUGGAGUUUACCAAAGAUGUGCGGCUUAUCUUCAGUAAUUCCAGGGCUUACACGCCCAACAAAAAGUCUCGAAUCUACAGUAUGACUCUGAGUCUGUCUGCAUUCUUUGAGCAUCAGAUCAUUAACAUAAUCUCAGAUUAUAAAUCUGCUGUCCAGAAUCAGCGCAGGAGUCAACAGAGACUCAGUUACAGCAAGAGGUUACAGAGCUCAUUUCCCAACAGCCCCAAAGGGAAACAAAAAUCGGAGAAGAAAACCUCCCAAACGCCUUCAAAGGCUCGCUCACGGAAAACCUCUCAAGAUCUUACUGGUGCAAUUGAUGAAGAUGAUCAGCAUUCCUCUUCAUCCUCUUCCUCCUCUACCUCAUCCUCUUCAUCAGUGCAACUACGGGCCAACAGAGUUACACGCAGCCGAGCUUCACCUAGAAAAUCCUUAGAUGCCAAAGGCCUACUGCCAAAUGGGGGUCGAAGGUCACACAGACAAGCGGCAGUAACAGAAGCGGGAGAGGUCUCUGAAUCAGAGAGUUCCAGUUCAUCAUCAUCCUCGUCAUCCUUGUCUUCCUCCACAUCAUCGUCUUCGUCCGAGAGCGAGGACAGCAGGGCUGAAAUUGCUGGCUUUGCAGAUGGCGGUGAUCACGACUACAGCAAAGGCCCUCAACACAAACAGAAGGGCAAAGCGGCAGUCGUCUCUUUUGACAACACAAAACGAAAGAGGAAAGGAGAGGAACAAACAACAGAACCUAUGAAACGAGCACGGACAGUGGAUGUACAAGCAGAGGAGCCUGAGGAGGAAGAGGAGGAGCCUGAGGAGGAAGAGGAGGAGCCUGAGGAGGAAGAGGAGGAGCCUGAGGAAGAGGAGGAAGAAGAGGAGCCUGAGGAAGAGGAGGACGAGGAGGUCGAGGAGGUCAUUCCAACAACAAACACUGGAAGUCAGAGGUCAAAUCAAAGAACUGCAAAGUCAGGGCGUGUUAAUACUCGUAAUCAAGGUCGACGGACUGUUCUGUACAACGAUGACUCCGAAGAGGAGGGGCCAACGACAGACCCGCUGAAUCUGGGAAUGUCGCGCUCUGGAAGAGUCCGUCGAAUGACAGAAAGAGCUCGAGUUAGCCAUCUUAUGGGCUGGUCACACUGACUUAAAGCGUUGACGUUUUAUGACUCGAACGCAGACUCACUACAGCGAUACUGCAGGGAUGUUGUUUUAAGAACUGUCUUUUUGUGACUUGUUUUUUU
This is a messenger RNA of Myxocyprinus asiaticus (Chinese sucker), 6513 nucleotides long. RefSeq names its product bromodomain and WD repeat-containing protein 3-like. Gene Ontology annotation, biological process: regulation of cell shape; regulation of transcription by RNA polymerase II; cytoskeleton organization. Gene Ontology annotation, molecular function: protein binding. The transcript is spliced from 37 exons. The record is from RefSeq and is a predicted model, not a curated record. Bases 1646 to 6415 code for a protein of 1589 amino acids. Lineage: Eukaryota; Metazoa; Chordata; Actinopteri; Cypriniformes; Catostomidae. Gene Ontology annotation, cellular component: nucleus.